GCAGCGUGGAGCUGCUGUCCCUGGUGUUGUUGCAAAAGGGGCUAGAAUCACACCAUCGUUCUGCCGCUUCCAUGCUUCCCCUCCUCGAUUCGGAGUCAGGAAUCAGGUCUUGGGUUGAUUAGGAGGUGAUCCAUCUGCGCGCAAUCUUCUUCUGCCUCAGUAGGCACAAUUGUGACUCAGCCAUGGCUGCUGCGAUGCAGAAUGCGAGGUCGCGGCUUUCUGCCCUUGUGGCUUCUAGUCGAUUCCUCUCCUUCUCCUCCCGUGCCGCGUCGUCGUCGUCGUCGUCUGUUCCCCACCAUGAUUUCGACCCGUCACGCCGAUCGUUCUCUAGCGAAAGCGACCAUGAGAAGCUCAUCACGGCUACUUUGUUUCCUGGCGAUGGCAUUGGGCCUGAGAUCGCUGUGUCUGUGAAGGAGAUUUUUGAGGCCGUCAAAGCCCCUAUCCAGUGGGAGGAGCAUUGGGUGGGUACUAAGGUCGAUCCGCGAACUGGCAGCUUUCUCACAUGGGAAAGCAUGGAAUCUGUGCGGAGAAACGGGAUUGGUCUGAAGGGUCCCAUGACCACCCCUAUCGGCAAGGGUUUCAAGUCCCUUAAUUUGACCCUAAGGAAGGAACUAGGUUUGUACGCGAAUGUCAGACCAUGUCUGAGUAUUCCAGGAUAUAAGACACGGUAUGACAAUGUUGACCUGGUCACCAUUCGAGAAAACACUGAAGGCGAGUACAGUGGGUUGGAACAUCAGGUGGUGAGCGGGGUGGUGGAGAGCAUAAAAAUUAUUACCAAGAAUGCAAGUAUGCGCGUGGCUAAGUACGCAUUCCACUAUGCUCGCUUACACGGCAGGAAGCGUGUCUCUGUCAUUCACAAAGCAAAUAUCAUGAAGAAAACAGAUGGAUUAUUUUUGGAGUGUUGCAGGGAAAUAGCUGCUGAGUACCCAGACAUUGUGUAUGAAGAGGUCAUCAUUGACAAUUGCUGCAUGAUGUUGGUAAAGAACCCCGCAUUAUUUGAUGUAUUGGUAAUGCCUAAUCUUUACGGUGAUAUCAUCAGCGAUUUGUGCGCUGGUCUAAUUGGCGGUCUAGGGCUGACGCCUAGUGGAAACAUUGGAGAUAAUGGAUUGGCCUUGAUGGAAGCUGUGCAUGGAACGGCUCCUGAUAUUGCUGGCAAGAAUUUGGCGAAUCCAACGGCCCUGUUGUUGAGCUCUGUGAUGAUGCUACAUCAUCUGAAGUUGCACAACUACGCGGAUCAAAUCCACAGUGCUGUGCUGAAGACAAUUUCGGAGGGGAAGUAUCUUACUUCUGAUCUUGGUGGCAAAUCUACCACCUCGGACUACACCAAAGCACUCAUUGACAACCUUUGAGCGAUCUGUGGCAUUGUGUGCCAGGAAGGGCUCAUGUACUUCGACCAGGGAUGCUUCUGCAACGCUAUUGAUAAACAAAAGUUCCCGAAGUCAUACGAGGAUAGACUUGCAGUGGGAAUGCAAAGCAAGUGGCAACUUGUGUACAAAACUCCCGUAUCCCAUCUUUUAAGCAUGGAUGAUGAAUGUCCACCUGGAGCGUGAAGAUUAUUAUGGAAGGUGGUUCACAUUAUUAUUUGUGAGGGGUUUUCGCGCUUUCCUCCCGUAAUUAGUGGACACAGGGUAGACAUUGUGCUGUAUUACUGUUUUCUCUCAACAGUACAUCAAAACAUCACCGUCCUCAGGAGUUCUUUUACCAGCUUGUCAGCAUCAUGAGCAAUAAACAAAUCGAUUUUAUUUUUUUUUCAA
Physcomitrium patens is the source of this 1754-nucleotide messenger RNA. RefSeq names its product isocitrate dehydrogenase [NAD] catalytic subunit 5, mitochondrial. NCBI's taxonomy places the organism in Eukaryota, Viridiplantae, Streptophyta, Bryopsida, Funariales, Funariaceae. Gene Ontology annotation, molecular function: NAD binding; magnesium ion binding; isocitrate dehydrogenase (NAD+) activity. The record is from RefSeq and is a predicted model, not a curated record. Gene Ontology annotation, cellular component: mitochondrion. Gene Ontology annotation, biological process: tricarboxylic acid cycle; isocitrate metabolic process.